This is a messenger RNA of Colletotrichum navitas, 904 nucleotides long. RefSeq lists its product as uncharacterized. Lineage: Eukaryota; Fungi; Ascomycota; Sordariomycetes; Glomerellales; Glomerellaceae. The transcript has a single exon. The record is from RefSeq and is a predicted model, not a curated record. The coding region runs from base 199 to 882 and encodes 227 amino acids.
AGAAGUUACCCACACAAUAUACGCACAAUUGACUAUACUAAUUACUUAAACAAAAACCCCUAUUCACUACAGGCAGGGCCCUUAGUUUUUAUAAGAGGUUCGUUACACAAUACUGUUUCUACUCUACCUUUCUACUAGGCACACAUAAUAUCUCUAUUCUAUGUAAUCUUUACCUCUUCCUAUACAUUCUUAGCUAAGAUGUAUCCUAUAAACUCACUUAUUGUCUUCCUCCUGUUAAUAUAUAGCACGUUUGCUGCACCUACAUCUAAACCAAAAUUAACGCCUACACCAAGAAACCCUGAAAAUCCUAAAUGGCAACCACUUAGAGCCGGCGGUGGCAUCUACAAUGUCAAGAGCUUGAGUUCUAUAGGCCUCUACUAUAUAUAUACGCCCUACUACCAGGAUUCCCGGGAACCAGUUACAGCACUACAGCUCCACAAGGGUGAGGACAAGCUUACUAUCUUGCAAGCUUGGAACGCCUACGAGGGUUUCCACCGAAACAACAGCCCUCGACUUAAACUAUCUGACGUAAUACGGGCUGUGGCUAAAGAGCAGGCACAUGUAGACCUGGGGUCACUUACUAAGGUUGUAGUGGACACAGUUAUCAACAAGCCAACAAUUACUGUUGUAAAUGAUUUCUUUGCUGAUUGGGAGAAGCUCCAAAGCAAACCAAAUCAACUGCGCCCGCCCAAAGUCACUCUUACGCCAUCUAGCUCGUAUUGGCCAGCAUUUCAAACCACGCCGUUUGUGAAGGCGGUUAAUUACGCGCUUGCAAGAGACAAAAAAAUGGUGACAACAAUAUCAAUUGUUACUACAGAGAUGAAAACCACAAACUUAUUGUUUAGCCUAGGGCCAAAGCCAAAUAUUGGUAUUAGCAAGUAAAUAAAAUUAAGAAAUUACCCAC